Molecule: messenger RNA, 854 nt
Organism: Tripterygium wilfordii
Lineage: Eukaryota; Viridiplantae; Streptophyta; Magnoliopsida; Celastrales; Celastraceae
Product: 40S ribosomal protein S14-3
Exons: 6
Coding region: 155-607 (150 amino acids)
Biological process (GO): ribosomal small subunit assembly; maturation of SSU-rRNA from tricistronic rRNA transcript (SSU-rRNA, 5.8S rRNA, LSU-rRNA); translation
Cellular component (GO): cytosolic small ribosomal subunit; ribosome
Molecular function (GO): mRNA 5'-UTR binding; small ribosomal subunit rRNA binding; structural constituent of ribosome
Source: RefSeq, a predicted model, not a curated record
GGUAAUAUCUCAUUCUCUCGCUCGGAGGGUAAAAACCCUAGUCGACUUUUAUAUAAGCGUAGCCGAACUCUUUACGGUUCUGGCAUUUGACAUCGGAAGCGCCAAGACCCUUCGUCGCGAAACCUCAGAUUGUCAUUAGCAUAUCCUCGCCGAUAUGUCGAAGAGGAAGGUUAGAGAGCCAAAGGAAGAGAAUGUGACUCUAGGCCCGGCAGUGAGAGAAGGAGAGUAUGUUUUUGGAGUGGCCCACAUUUUUGCCUCAUUCAAUGACACAUUCAUUCAUGUGACUGAUCUUUCUGGAAGGGAAACCAUGGUUCGCAUCACUGGUGGGAUGAAAGUGAAAGCCGACAGAGACGAAUCAUCACCUUAUGCUGCCAUGCUUGCUGCACAGGAUGUUGCCCAGAGAUGCAAGGAACUUGGCAUUACUGCUCUGCAUAUUAAGCUUCGUGCUACUGGUGGGAAUAAGACAAAGACCCCUGGGCCAGGUGCCCAGUCUGCUCUUCGGGCCCUUGCUCGUUCUGGAAUGAAGAUUGGCCGUAUUGAGGAUGUGACUCCAAUUCCAACUGACAGCACUCGUCGAAAGGGUGGUAGAAGAGGUAGAAGGCUCUAAAGGAUGUGUUCAACGGGUGGUGGUUGGAUCUACAUUGCAGUUUUGCUGUGUUUUCCUUUUGCCUGGGAAAAAAAUCUAUUUGAACUUUUGUAGAAAAGAUGUUGGGAUCAGAAAGUCAUCCUCUCAAUAUUAGUUACAUCCAUCUGUUUUAACUUUAUGUUACAAUGUUGAAAGUAAUCUUCUUUUGAUGUUUGGUACAUCUAUAUAUUUAUUUUACCUCAUUUGUCUCAACAUGAUUUGGAGAGAA